Molecule: messenger RNA, 2885 nt
Organism: Trichechus manatus latirostris (Florida manatee)
Lineage: Eukaryota; Metazoa; Chordata; Mammalia; Sirenia; Trichechidae
Product: G-protein coupled receptor-associated sorting protein 2
Exons: 2
Coding region: 1-2544 (847 amino acids)
Cellular component (GO): cytosol; nucleus
Molecular function (GO): G protein-coupled receptor binding
Source: RefSeq, a predicted model, not a curated record
AUGACUGGGGCUGAGAUUGAGCCUUGCACCCGGGCCAAGUCUGAAAAGAAGGCUGGUGAAGAGGUUGGGGGUGGGGUUGAGAGGGAGACCAAAGUUCCUCUGGUGGUCAGACCCAAAGUUAGAACCCAGGCCCAGGUGAUGACUGGAGCACAGCCCAAAACUGAGGCCAAAGCAAUGACUGGAGCACGGCCCAAAAGUGAGGCCCAGGCAAUGUCUGGGGCACGACCCAAAACGGAGGCCAUGGCAGUAGCUGGGGCACGGCCCAAAACUGAGGCCAAGGCGAUGGCUGGGGCACGACCCAAAACUGAGGCCAAGGCAAUGGCUGGGGCACGGCCCAAAACUGAGGCCAAGGCAGUGGCUGGGGCAAGGCCCAAGGACGAAGCCCAGGCAUGGGCCCAGACUGAAUUUGGGGCUGAGGCAACAUCCGAGACAGAGGAAGUGACCCAGACUAAUGCCGUGGCCUGGCCACUGGUCAGUACUGAGUCUAGGCCAGUCGCUAAGACUAAGGCUUUGUCUAUGGAUAGGGAACUGGUUGAUGUGGAGGAUGAGGCCUUAUCUGUCACAAAUGUACAAGCCGGAAUCCAGCCCUGGUUUGGAUCAGGGGAGGAGAAUAAUAUGGGGUCUUGGUGCUAUCCCAGGCCCAGGGCCAAACAGGAGGCCUCGGAUGAGUCUGGAUUCUGGUCAGCAGAUGAGACCUCUACAGUGUCUCCUUUUUGGGCAGGGGAAGAGACCAGUAUCAGAUCAUGGCCCAAGGAUGAGGCCAAUUCCAGGUCCAGGCACAGGGCUAAACAACAGACCAAUACCCGGUCCAGGCCCAGGAUGAAGCAAGGACCCUGUAUUGAUUCUAGGUCUGGGUCUGAGGAUGAGGCUGGCAAUCUUUACAGCCUCUGGGCUGGAGAAAAUACCAAUACCUUGUCUAGGCCCAGAGCCAGGGAGGAGGCAAAUAUCAGGUCCAAGCUUAGGACAAAGAGAGAGGACUGUUUUGAAUCUGGGUCUGAAGAUGAAUUCUAUAAGGAAUCCUGGUUUUUGCCUGAAGAGGCCCAUAGUAGAUUCAGGCCAAGAGACAAGAAAGAAUCUAAUACUAGCUCGAAGCCCAGGACCCAGAAAGAUGCUAAUAACAGGGAUAGGGUCAAACAAGAGCCGAGGUCUGAGGAGGAGGUCAUUAUUGGUUCCUGGUUCUGGGCAGAAAAAGAGGCCAGUAUGGAGGCUGGAGCUGUGGCCAGCUAUGAAUCCAUGCCAGGGGCUAAGGAGGGGGCCAUUUUGGGAUCUUUGUUCUGGACUGAGGAUGAGGCCAGUGUGGGGGCUGGGACCAGGGAAGAGGCUAGGCCAGAGUCUGAAGAAGAGGCCAUAUUUGGGUCCUGGUUUUGGGACAGAGAUGAGGCCUGCUUUGACCUAAAUCCCAGCCCUGUGUACAAGGCCAGUUGCCAGUUCAGUGGUUUGGCUGAGCAGGAAAUUAAUGUAUCAUCCAGGCCUCAAAGCUGGGAAGAGGUCACUGUUGAAUUUAAACCUGUUUCUUGUCAUGGGCUUGGCUUCCCAUCCAUAAGCCCCUUUAGAAUUCCUGAAGAAGCAAUAUCUGAAUUCUCUGAAAUGAUUGAGGGAAACCUCAAGCAAGUGGAACUGAGCCCAGAAGGGGAAGAGCAGGAAUCUUUGCUUCAACCUAAUCAGGAUGAGCCUGACCCUAGGUUCCCAUUUCAGUAUGAGCCUUCCUACCUGUCAGUCAAGGAAAUUCGACAGCAUCUUAAGGCCAAGGAGAGUGCAGAUCCUGGGAGUUGGUUGUGCAAGUGUGUACAGUGUGAGCUUAGGAUUGGUUCUGAAGAGUUUGAAGAACUCCUUUUAUUAAUGGACAAAAUUCAGGAUCCUUUUAUUCAAGAAAUAUCCAAAAUUGCAAUGGGUACGAAAAGUGCUGCUCAGUUUACCCGAGAUUUCAUUCGAGACUCAGGUGUUGUCUCACUUAUUGAAACCUUGCUCGAUUAUCCCUCCUCUCGAGAUAGGACAAGGUUUUUGGAAAACCUGAUUCAUAUGGCUCCACCUCACCCAAAUCAAAACAUGAUUGAGACUUUCAUAUGUCAAGUUUGUGAGGAGACCCUUGUUCGUAACUUGGAUUCCCCUGAGCAGCUGUCUGGAAUAAAGAUAGUUAGAGACCUCACUACUACUAUUGACUAUCACACACUGGUUGCCAAUUACAUAUCAGGAUUUCUUACCUUGUUAGCUACAGGUAAUAGGAGAACGAGAUUUCACAUUCUGAAAGUGUUACUGAAUUUGUCUGAAAAUCCUAAUAUGGCAAAAAAUGUAUUCAGUGCCAAAGCUCUAUCAAUAUUUGUAGGUCUCUUUAACGUAAAAGAGACAGAUGAGAAUAUUAAAAUAGUUAUUAAAAUGUUUCAGAAUAUCAGUACUAAUAUAAAAAAGGGAAUAAUGUCCUCAAUUGAUGAUGAGUUCAGUCUUGAACCACUUGUUUCUGCAUUCCAUGAAUUUGAGGCAUUAGCUAAUGAAUUACAAGUCCAAAUAAACAAUCGAAAAGGUCGUAAGGUGGGAAAACGAAGUUAGUACAGUUAACCAUCUGCCUCUGAUCAGCCUUAUGUUCCCAAAGAACCCUGAGUAGUGCUUUGUUUUUUGCAGUCUGGUUUGAUGUUGUAACUUAUAUUUUUAAUGCUGAUGUUAACUUCGUACAACUCUUGGUUUGAGCUGGAUCAUUUCACGGAUGCCAAAUGAAUAUUAAAACUGAAAACGCGUUUGUCAAUUGUUGUCUUGCUGUCCAGAUUGCAAUAUUUUUUAGUAUUGAGCCUCCAGUGAUCUGUGUCACCUAAGUAAGCUACCCUUCUCUGUCGUUUUAAUACAUGAUUCUCUAUUUGAGUCUGGUUGUGUUUUCAAUAAAAUUCUAUGUUAAA